CAUGCACGCUCCCGACAGCAGAGAGAAGAGACACGAUGGAGGUGAAGGUGGAGGACUGUGUGGUCCGUGGAGACUCCUCUGAUCUGGUUUCUGUUCUUCUUGAUGAAGGACUGACCGACAUCACACUCACCAGACUGCACCAGCUGGUCACCAAGGAUCUAUGUGGAUCAAGUUUCACCAGAGUCCAGGUCGUGUUGAAGUCUUUAGAGGUUCUAUCAGAGAACAGAGAUGACCUGCAGACGCUCAUCAACCACGGACUGACUGCUAAAUUGGUGUUGUGGUUCGAAGCCGUCCAUGACCUUCUGACCUCUGACCUCCAGAGGAACUCGGCCUCCCUUCUCAGCCUCACUGAGGAGUUCUAUGACUUCUUCCAGCUGCUGGGUCAGGCUUCUCUUCCAGUCAGUCAGCUGUCUGUGGUUCUCCUUCAGCUGGCUCGGUUGGCUCUGGAAGCAGAAAUCCACUUUCCACUGAGACUUGAGGCCAUCAGAACAUUUAACAGCAUCCUGGAGUCUCUGAGCCGCGAGCAGAAGAAACUGAUCCAGAUCGACCAGAAUCAGACCACGAUACUAUCUCAGGUGGCAGCAGCAAUUCUGACAGUUGGAGACUACGAGCUGCAGGUCAGCCUAUCAGAGGCUCUGUGUCGUCUGACUCCCAGGAAGGACCGAGAGCAGAGAGCCAAUCAGUGGUUCUCCAGGCAUGACAUCAGCAGCGCCUUCUGUGACAUCAGAGACGGAGACUUUGAAGUGGACUGUCGCCGUUUCCUGAACUUUGUUAACGGUCACCAUGGCGACCAGAGGAGGGUGUACACCUUCCCCUGUGCCCGAGCCUUCCUCGACUCCACUGAGCUGUUUCCACCAAAAGACGACAAACUGGACGAGUUCUGGAUCGACUUUAACGUGAGCUCAGGAUGUGUGAGCUUCUUCAUCGAUGAGCCUCAGGGGUUCCUGUGGGGGUCGAUCCACCUCCUGAAGGAGGACGUGGAUCAUUACAGUCUUCACCUGAAACAUGAUGAAUGCACUGGGGCAGAGACAGUCCUCAGUGUCAGGCUAAACAAUCCCAUGAUGCACCACAACAGCAGAGGUCAGACAGUGGAGCUGAACUUCAACUCUGAACACCACCGAGAGCUGGAGGAGGCUGCUGGGAAAGUCUUCAUGACGGUGAAGAAUCCCCCCGUCUGAAGGACCCAGGUGGUCCGGUCCAUGGUCGGUCCUACAGCAGGAAGAAGCCCCAGAUCAAGAGUCAUCUGAAGAUCCUUCCUGUGUCGUCUCCCAGCAGUGAGGAGGACUCUUCGGUCUCAAAG
Molecule: messenger RNA, 1300 nt
Organism: Anoplopoma fimbria (sablefish)
Lineage: Eukaryota; Metazoa; Chordata; Actinopteri; Perciformes; Anoplopomatidae
Gene: sycp2l
Product: synaptonemal complex protein 2-like
Exons: 16
Coding region: 36-1178 (380 amino acids)
Source: RefSeq, a predicted model, not a curated record